Molecule: messenger RNA, 390 nt
Organism: Suillus plorans
Lineage: Eukaryota; Fungi; Basidiomycota; Agaricomycetes; Boletales; Suillaceae
Exons: 1
Source: RefSeq, a predicted model, not a curated record
CGUUCAGCUGAACAACGGAAGGCCUUCGCUCUUGUUCACAUGGCCAACAUUCAAACUGCCAAUGACAUCCUCAGAGACGGUCUAUGCAUCGAAAAUAAAUGCAUUAGUGUGCGCAAGGACAAGAGGGAGCCCAUACGAUGUGCUAAGUUUCAACACUUCAACCAUAUUGCACACAACUGUUCGGCACCAGCGGACAUAUGUGGUACAUGUGGAAACCAACACCGCACCAGCGCCUGCAACUCCUUCUGCACCACAUGCUGUGUCAACUGUUGCAGUCAGCAACAUAUGAGCUGGAACAGAUCAUGUCCGGAAUUCACCAAACGAUGCAAGGAAAUCGACGCCAAAUACCCGGAAAAUCACAUGCCGUAUUUCCCCACGGAACAUGCAUGG